Punica granatum (pomegranate) is the source of this 2503-nucleotide messenger RNA. NCBI's taxonomy places the organism in Eukaryota, Viridiplantae, Streptophyta, Magnoliopsida, Myrtales, Lythraceae. The record is from RefSeq and is a predicted model, not a curated record.
ACCCUUCUGCCUCUCUCUCUCUCUCUCUCUCUCUCUGCGCCAAACUCUUCACUAGAAGAAGCAAAAGGGAGGAAGAGCUCCCCUCACCUCACUCCCUUAUUUCUGAUACUCCCUCCCUCAAGCUUUCUCUCUCUUCCCCCUCUCUCCUCUUUUUCCUCUCUAGCGGCUUCAGUCAGGACUUCCCCUGCUGAGCUUUGUCGUUCUUUUGGAGCCCACCGAGGCCUGCUCUGAUCACUCCAAUUAGCCGCAGUUUUAGCAUCCGGGUCUGUCUCAGAUUUCGGAUCUGUGUGUCGGGUUCACUGAAAGCUCCGGUCUUGAGAUCGAGAUCUGUGUUCUGUUCAAUUGGGUCUCGGUCUUGUUUAUUUCUACAGGAUUUCCGAUGGUCUCGUGGUAGCUUUCCGGGUUAAUUAGGGGGACUAUGUUGUGUCUGCGUCAUCUCAGGACGGAAGGAAGAAAUCAUGUUGUUGUGCUGAUGAGCCAUUCGGGUAUUCCCUUUCCCUUGCUGAUGGGUCUGAAGAAGCCAUGGAUUUGUUCAAUCUGACCUGUUGAGUGAUUCUUCUCCGCUUCCUGUAUGGCCUCGAAACCUGCUUCAAGAGCUUCUCCUGGUCCGAAGCAACAGCAUAAAACUGCCGGCGCUCCUGCACCAGAGAAAAACGAGCUAAAGCCUUUACCUCCGCAAAACUCGAAGCAAGACCCAGCGGAAUCUUCUGAAAACAAAAGGGUCGUGAGUUUGGAUCAAAAGGGCUCUCUGGAAUCACAAGUCAGUAAAAUGAGCAUAAAUUCUAGCUCACCGGUGCCAGUGGACGCAACGAAUAGAGUCAGUUCUCAGGAUGGUUCUGUCGAUCAGGAGAAGAAGACAUCGGACCGAGGAAGUGUCAAGGACAGUUCUGUUUCUGCAAAAGUUAGUGACCGGGGAGAUUUUGUUGAGAGCGGGAAGAGCAGUAUCUGCAGAGGAAGCACAAGCAGUGACAUUAGCGAUGAGAGCAGCUGUAGCAGCUUCAGCAGUGGCAUCAACAAGCCCCAUAAAGCGAAUGACCUCAGGUGGGAAGCGAUACAGGUCGUCCGAGCAAGAGAUGGAGUAUUGGGUCUGAGCCAUUUCAGGCUUCUGAAACGGUUAGGCUGCGGAGAUAUUGGGAGUGUUUAUCUGUCAGAGCUGAGCGGAACAAAAUGCUACUUUGCAAUGAAGGUAAUGGACAAGGGCUCUCUUGCGAGCCGAAAGAAGCUGCUUCGGGCUCAGACGGAGAGGGAGAUUUUGCAGUCUCUAGACCACCCAUUCCUUCCUACUCUGUAUACUCACUUCGAGACCGAUAAAUUCUCGUGCUUGGUAAUGGAGUUUUGCCCGGGCGGAGACCUGCACACUCUUCGCCAGAAGCAGCCCGGGAAAUACUUUCCCGAGCAGGCAGUAAAAUUUUAUGUGGCUGAGGUCUUGCUGGCCCUAGAGUACCUCCACAUGCUCGGGAUUAUCUACCGGGACCUCAAACCCGAGAACGUUCUCGUUCGAGAAGAUGGUCACAUAAUGCUGUCGGACUUUGACCUCUCCCUCCGCUGUGCUGUUAGCCCAACUCUCGUCAAAACCUCCUCUCUCGAGUCCUCUGAGCCUUUGAGGAAGAAUUCUGCUUAUUGCGUCCAACCCGCAUGUAUCGAACCGUCAUGCAUCCAGCCUUCUUGUGUGGUCCCUACGACAUGCUUCUCUCCCCGAAUCUUCUCCAGUAAGUCCAAGAAAGACCGGAAACCCAAAAUUGAAGUGGGAAACCAAGUGAGCCCAUUGCCCGAGCUUAUUGCAGAGCCAACAGAUGCUCGUUCAAUGUCGUUCGUUGGGACCCACGAGUACUUAGCCCCUGAGAUAAUCAAAGGAGAGGGCCAUGGGAGCGCCGUGGAUUGGUGGACUUUUGGGAUCUUUCUCUAUGAACUUUUGUUCGGAAAGACCCCUUUCAAAGGAUCAGGAAACCGGGCCACGCUAUUCAAUGUCGUGGGUCAACCAUUGAGAUUUCCCGAGUCACCGGUAGUGAGUUUUGCGGCUCGGGAUUUGAUAAGAGGGCUGCUUGUGAAGGAGCCGCAGCACAGGUUGGCCUAUAAGAGAGGGGCCACUGAGAUAAAGCAGCACCCCUUCUUCGAAGGCGUGAACUGGGCUCUGAUUCGGUGUGCUACACCUCCCGAGAUUCCAAGGCCUGUGGAGAUAGAGAGGAUUCCCACAGGCCCACCGUCGAGCGAAAAGGCUGCUAGUGUCGCCGCCGCCCCUCCUACAGCUGGUCCUGAUAAGAAGGGAUCGGAUAAUUAUCUCGAGUUUGAUUUCUUCUAGUGUUACUGAACAUCUUGCGGUUUGAGGUAAGGUCAGAAAAUAGGCUGUUCCAUUCAAGAGGGAGGGGCCAUUGUCCAAUUGUUGAAGAUAAAGGGAAGGGACUGCUUGUGACUUGUGUUGUAGUUGAUGAUGCAUGUUGUUGACUGUCUGAUAAAUGUGUAUUGAAAUUAUUAUUGUUAUUGCAUGAACGAACUACUUAGCCCA